AUGCCUCGUCUCGUGCGCCGCCGUCCGCUGGCGGAGCGCAUUCAAUCCUACUUGAACCCGUGGGACUUCUUACUUUGGCUGUCGGAGGAGAUGGACGCCAGUGACUGGGAUCAACGGGAGAAAGAAUGGGCGUUGCCCACCGGCAUCAUGAUCAAUGUGGUCUUCUUGAUUGCGCGGGCAAAUAGCCGAUCCAGUGGUAGCAAGGCUAUCGACGAUGUGUUUGGAGAGGAGGAAGGCGUGCCUUGGCUCAGCUGGCUGGCCUCAUUCGUUGUUCAUUUACUGGCUCUGGGCUCGGCGGCGAAUGGCAUCUACACCUUCUAUCGCACACGACGUUACCGCAUGUUCGAGGCGCCGAUUGAUAAAACCCCGGCAACACCGUCUGCCCACCGCGUGCGAGUCGAUUCCAGUCCGAUGACCUCGUCCCCCCUGCGAUACCUUGCCAAUGCGAUGUCAACUGAAUCGGCUGAGUCGAGAGCCCACCCGGAUGCGCGCCGGGAUGUGUGGGAACUUGCCAUUUGGGACCCCCCGGCCUUCUGUCUGCGGCUAUUCUGCUUGUUUAGCCCUGGUCACGUCUUGGUUUAUUGGCUCUUCCUGCCGACUCAGCUCUCUGAUCCCCGCCCGAGCGUGACAAUCGUGACGACCAUCGUCUUGACAACCCUACUCUCGGUGCAGCUCUCGUUCAUGUCCUCUUUAUAUACACAGCAAGCGAAAGAUUCGAUGUUGGUGCACAAAGAAGUGUUGAAGGAAUACGACACCAAAUACGUUCACCCUCGGACACAGCCCUUGAUGCGGGAUGUCGGUACUCAGUUUUCAGAUGCAAGUAUCACACCAGCGGCUACCGAGACCAAAGACAACAAGGUCGAUGUGUACACCCCGACCUUUAUAAUUAACCGGGGCUUCAAGACCAGCCCUAACCCGAACUACGCCAGCCACGUCGAUCCCGAAGGAAUUUCCCCUAGACGACCAACAAGCACGUCUACUACAAGCUCCUCUUCGAUCUUCCAAGCCCAGCCAUCAUUGAACACCCCCAAUUUGUCUCGCGAUGCUUCCCCUCUUGUUAGAACCGGCAGCACCACCAUGCGACAGCCGCAAUUCCGACCCAAUUCGUCCCGUACAGGUGAUGGAGGGAGUCUUGGAGUUUAUUCGCAUGCCAACUCUCCAUUGAGGAAGUCGGCAACGACUGCAUUUGACCGCCGAGUGCAAAGCAACGGGGACUUUUUCUACAGGGAGCAAGGCACGAGUCCGCUGAAGCGACCACCCAGCCCGCUCAAACGAAGCAGCGUAGCGGCACCGUUGAACCCGGCCGGAGUCCAUAGACCAGGUAGCCUCAACAUCCGUCGCGACACGGGCCGGUUCUAA
Messenger RNA from Penicillium alfredii, 1359 nucleotides. Its product is annotated as Nur1/Mug154 family protein. NCBI's taxonomy places the organism in Eukaryota, Fungi, Ascomycota, Eurotiomycetes, Eurotiales, Aspergillaceae. Gene Ontology annotation, biological process: maintenance of rDNA; regulation of exit from mitosis. The transcript is spliced from 2 exons. The record is from RefSeq and is a predicted model, not a curated record. The coding region runs from base 1 to 1359 and encodes 452 amino acids.